Merops nubicus (carmine bee-eater) is the source of this 3442-nucleotide messenger RNA. RefSeq names its product exportin 6 (gene XPO6). NCBI's taxonomy places the organism in Eukaryota, Metazoa, Chordata, Aves, Coraciiformes, Meropidae. The record is from RefSeq and is a predicted model, not a curated record. Gene Ontology annotation, biological process: protein export from nucleus. Gene Ontology annotation, molecular function: nuclear export signal receptor activity; small GTPase binding.
GAGGAGGCCUCGCUCCGGGCUUUGGAGAGUCUGAUGACAGAGUUCUUCCACAAUUGCACCACAAAUGAGAGGAAACGAGAGAUAGAGGAGCUUUUAAAUAACUUUGCCCAGCAGAUUGGAGCCUGGAGAUACUGCCUUUAUUUCCUGUCAAGCACAAGGAACGACUAUGUCAUGAUGUACAGUCUGACUGUGUUUGAGAACCUGAUCAAUAAGAUGUGGCUGGGGGUCCCAUCUCAAGACAAAAUGGAGAUCAGGAGCUGCCUGCCCAAACUCCUCCUAGCUCAGCAUAAAACUCUGCCUUACUUCAUCAGGAACAAGCUCUGCAAAGUCAUCGUGGACAUCGGCCGACAAGACUGGCCCAUGUUCUACCAUGACUUUUUCACUAACAUCUUGCAGUUAAUUCAGUCUCCUGUGACCACUCCCCUGGGACUGAUCAUGUUGAAAACGACUUCAGAAGAGCUGGCGUGUCCGCGGGAGGAUCUCAGCGUGGCCCGCAAGGAAGAGCUCCGUAAGCUGCUCCUAGACCAGGUGCAAACAGUGCUUGGGCUCCUCACAGGUAUUUUGGAGAGCAUCUGGGACAAGCACAGUGUUACUGCUGCCACUCCACCACCAUCCCCAACUUCAGGAGAAAGUGGUGACCUCUUAAGUAGCCUGUUACAGAGUCCCAGCGCGGCCAAAUUAUUGAACCAGCCAAUCCCCCUCCUGGAUACUGAAAGCGAAUACGUCUGUUCCUUGGCACUGGAGUGCCUGGCACACCUCUUCAGCUGGAUCCCUCUGUCUGCCAGCAUCACCCCCUCCCUCCUCACCACCAUCUUCCACUUUGCCCGUUUCGGCUGCGACACCCGCGCUCGGAAGAUGUCUUCGGUCAACGGCAGCAGCCAGAACUCACUGCUGGGGCAGGAACGUGGCAGGCUUGGUGUCCUGGCCAUGGCCUGCAUCAACGAACUGAUGUCUAAGAACUGUGUGCCUAUGGAAUUCGAGGAGUAUUUGCUAAGGAUGUUCCAGCAGACUUUCUACCUCCUGCAGAAGAUUACCAAGGAGAACAACGCCCACACGGUGAAGAGCCGGCUGGAGGAACUGGAUGAGAGCUACAUUGAGAAGUUCACGGAUUUUCUCCGGCUCUUUGUGAGCGUCCACCUCCGAAGGAUUGAAUCCUACUCCCAGUUCCCCGUGGUUGAAUUUCUGGCACUGUUGUUCAAAUACACUUUUCAUCAGCCUACCCAUGAAGGUUACUUCUCUUGCUUGUCGCUCUUCUUGGACUACCUGACGAGCAAGAUCAAAAGCCGUCUGGCAGACAAAGAAGCAGUGCUCAACAGGUACGAAGACGCCUUGGUGCUGUUGCUGACAGAGGUGUUGAAUCGAAUCCAGUUCAGGUAUAACCAGGCACAACUGGAGGAGCUGGACGACGAGACCCUGGAUGAUGAUCAGCAGACCGAGUGGCAGCGGUACUUGCGCCAGAGCUUGGAGGUGGUUGCAAAAGUCAUGGAGCUCUUGCCAACUCAUGCCUUCUCCACGCUGUUUCCAGUUCUGCAGGAUAACUUGGAAGUGUAUCUGGGACUCCAGCAGUUUGUGGUCACUUCAGGGACAGGUCACAGGCUGAACAUCACUGCUGAGAACGACUGCCGGCGCCUGCACUGCUCCCUGAGGGACCUGAGCUCCCUCCUGCAGGCCGUGGGUCGCCUGGCAGAGUACUUCACUGGGGAUGUCUUUGCUGCCAGGUUCAACGACGCCCUCACCGUGGUGGAGAGGCUGGUCAAAGUGACUCUGUAUGGAUCCCAGAUCAAACUGUACAACAUUGAGACUGCAGUGCCAUCUGUCCUGAAACCUGACCUGAUUGAUGUCCAUGCCCAGUCCCUGGCAGCUCUCCAGGCCUACUCCCACUGGCUCGCCCAGUUCUACAGCGAGGUUCACCGCCAGAACCCGGAGCAGUUCAUCUCCCUCGUCUCCACAGCUCUGGAGGCUAUCACACCCCUCAUCAGCUCCAAGGUGCAGGAGAAGCUGCUGCUGUCUGCAUGUCACCUGCUGGUCUCCUUGGCCACCACGGUGCGCCCCGUGUUCCUCAUCAGCAUCCCAGCAGUGCAGAAGGUCUUCAACAGGAUCACUGACACCUCUGCCCAGCGCCUCCCCGACAAGGCCCAGGUGCUGGUGUGCAGAGCCUUGUCCAACGUGUUGUUGCUGCCUUGGCCAAACCUUCCAGAGAGUGAGCAGCAGUGGGCAGUUCGUUCCACCAACCAUGCCAGCCUCAUCUCUGCCCUCACCAGGGAGUACCGCCAGCUAAAAUCCAGCCCCAGCCUGCCCCACAGGAAGGUGCAGCUGGAGGACACCAAAGUGAUCAUCCAUCAGACUCUGAGCGUUUUGGAAGAUAUUGUAGAAAGCAUCUCUGGAGAAUCCACCAAGUCUCGGCAGAUCUGUUAUCAGUCGCUGCAAGAAUCCGUGCAGGUCUCACUAGCCCUCUUCCCAGCUUUCAUUCAUCAGUCAGAUGUGACAGAUGAGAUGCUGAGCUUCUUCCUCACUCUGUUCCAAGGCCUGAGGGUGCAGAUGGGAGUGCCUUUCACUGAGCAGAUCAUACAGACCUUCCUAAACAUGUUCACCAGGGAACAGCUGGCUGAGAGCAUCCUCCACGAGGGCAGCACGGGCUGUCGAGUGGUGGAGAAGUUUCUGAAGAUACUUCAGGUGGUGGUACAAGAGCCAGGCCAAGUCUUCAAGCCUUUUCUGCCCAGUGUCAUCUCCCUGUGCAUGGAGCAGGUCUACCCCAUCAUUGCUGAGCGCUCGUCUCCUGAUGUGAAGGCAGAGUUGUUUGAGCUGCUUUUUCGGGUCCUCCACCAUAACUGGAGGUACUUCUUCAAGUCCAGUGUGCUGGCCAGUGUCCAAAGAGGAGUAGCAGAAGAGCAGAUGGAGAAUGAAGCACAGUUCAGUGCCAUUAUGCAGGCUUUUGGCCAGUCCUUCCUGCAGCCUGACAUUCACCUGUUCAAGCAGAAUCUCUUCUACUUGGAGACACUGAACACCAAGCAGAAGCUCUACCAUAAGAAGAUCUUCAGGACCACCAUGCUCUUCCAGUUUGUCAACGUGCUGCUUCAGGUGCUGGUCCACAAGUCGCACGACCUGUUGCAGGAGGAGAUUGGCAUUGCCACCUACAACAUGGCCUCAGUGGACUUUGAUGGCUUCUACUCAGCCUUCCUCCCUGAGUUCCUGGCCAGUUGUGAUGGUGUGGACUCCAACCAGAAGAACGUGCUGGGGAGGAACUUCAAAAUGGACAGGGAUCUGCCCUCGUUCACCCAGAACGUGCACAGGCUGGUGAACGACCUGCGUUACUACAGGCUCUGCAACGACAGCUUGCCCCCUGGGACUGUGAAACUAUAGCUCCCUGCACUGGACUGGGGCACUGAACCCCCCCAGGGGACAGAUCCAGGCUGGCUUUGGCCACCACCUUCUCUCCUCCCUG